Lemur catta (Ring-tailed lemur) is the source of this 3131-nucleotide messenger RNA. It is a transcript of the gene C7H11orf16, whose product is annotated as chromosome 7 C11orf16 homolog. Bases 112 to 1395 code for a protein of 427 amino acids. Lineage: Eukaryota; Metazoa; Chordata; Mammalia; Primates; Lemuridae. The transcript is spliced from 6 exons. The record is from RefSeq and is a predicted model, not a curated record.
UGGCAACCAAGAAUCAGUUGGGCUGAGCCCCUGAGCCCCAACUGCCAGAAGGGACCUAAGUCUGAGGUGGAGGCCAAGAAUUUGGGGCUGUGGGUGGUUCCUCCGAAGGCCAUGGAAUCCUCCACCGGACUUGGGAUGCCUUUGCCCAAAUACUGCAGCGUGGCCACAACUCUGAAGGCCCCUUGCUGGGACCAUGCUGCUCCACUCUGGGACCUCUCCUUCACCUGCCCUUUUGCCCUCCGAGCACCCUGGCUCACCAGGCACCAGCCCCCCACAAGGUGUGCCUCUUAUCACCCGUGUCUCCACCGUGCUGACCCAGCAUGGCAGGGGCCUGGCUGGCUGGGAAGAGCUGGAGAUGCUGCUGACAUACGGGUCCUGGCAAGAAGGGAACCAGAUGGCUGCUAUUACCGGGCUCAGUUAAAGGCCGCUCCAGAGCUGGAGAGACAGGGGACCCUGCUUGUGGAAUACGAGGCUCCCCGAGUCACAGGCCCAAAGCUGCCAGCUCGGCAGCAGAGUGUGGUCUUAGAAGAAGACGUCGUUCGGCUCUCACCAUCUGUGGGAUACGCACUGCACCUGGGGGACAAGGUGCUAGCGCCCUGGGAGCCAGACCGACAGCGAUAUGGCCCUGGCACUGUUGUCUUGGGCUUGGAGGCGAGAGACCCCCAGAGAGCAUCAAAGGAAGAAGAAAUCACUGUUCACUUCUGGAAUGGCAGAACAGCUAAAGUGCCUCUAGGUGAGGUCCAGUGGGUGACCCCCGCUGUCUGGAAGAAGGCUAUGGAGAGGCUGCACAAGCCUUUCACCAGGGAGCACCCCAGUCCCCUCUGCAGGGCCCCUUGGUGCUCUCUGCUGGGGCCGGCCACCGGAUGCAUCACCCGUGGGCUUCCUCUGGGCACUCCGACCCUGUGCCCUCCUUGCCACCCCCACACCUGCUGCCAGCUGCUGCGCCAGGGCUGCCUCUGCUGCUGCCCCUCGGCUGGCCUCACCUGGUGGCCUCUACCCAGGACCUCGGAGGUCACAGCCAGAGAACUUCCAGAGUCAGAGCUGAGGCCCACAGCACAGCUUUUGCCCCUAGAGGGUCCCAAAGAGGAGGAAGUAGCAGUGCCUGCUCCCGUGGCUCUUUCUUUCUCCUCCUCCUCCUCCUCAUCCACCUCCUUCUCUGAAGAAGAAGAUUUGGAGAAUGAUCUGGAGAUGGGCCUUCCCCAGAAACUGAUGGCAAACAGCGCAGUCAACACAGACCCUGUCCUUCUAGAGAAGUCUCCGAGGCAGAGUGGCCUGUGCCGGCCUGAGUGGAGGUAUUGGAGGAGAAACGGGCCUGAGCCGCACCCUGGGAAGCCAGUCUCGACUGACAGGGCACUGCUACUGUUUUUGCCCCACCGUUUUUCUUGGAGGCCUUGAUUUUUCUCUGGAUGAGCAGUCAGAAUGCCUGCAGGUGUUGAUUAGAGCCAAUGCCCUGAGAAGCACAGACACUGUCCUUCAGCGCCGGUCGGCCGGCCCUGGUCCCCAGAUGGCCCCCUAGUAAGUCAGCGUGGGAAGUACCAGGGCACUAUUGUUCCUCCUUGGAGGCUGUCGUCAGCAGCCUGCAGCCAUCCCCAGACUACACUGCCAGGAGCUGAGAACUGUGGGGCAUGCCCUGGUAGGUUUGCGGAUCUCAAAUCUGUCAUUGAUCUGCCUCAUCACACACAUCAUAUCUAAAUUCCCAGUGGGACCCAGAAAGAGUGGAAGCCCAAGUCGGCUGGCAGAGCUGUGUGGAGGAGGAGCCUGGCUCGAUGAGAUUCCUGGGCCCUGGGGUCACUGACUCAAUGUUCAGUGAAGGGGAAUUCGGGGCAGGGAUGCCAUGAAGGCUAAGGGACACCACUGCUAAGGGUUUAGGGACCUCUAGACACUGUCCAUACUGGGUCCCCUUGUGGGUCCUUAUUUGAAGCCAUUGCCCUGCUUCUAGUACAGCUGCUCAGCCAGAAGGAUGGCUUAACCCAUGAGGAUUUCACUCUUGCCCCCAUCUUGGGCAUGUUCUCCCAAAUACAUGGAGAACAUGCCUGAGAUGGGGUAUGGAGAAAGGGGCCCUCCCCAGCCCUUGUCACAGAUGCAGUACUCCCCGCCACAGCUAACGAGUGAAGAUGAAGCACAUAAACCCACGUGCCGGCCAGGGCUGCAGACAAACACUAGAGCUUUGCUUUUCUUCAGAUUGUGUAAUCUUUUAAGGAAAUAUGCUGUUUUGCUUCUCCCAAAUAUGCUUGAUAUUUAAUCGGUUCUUGGUAUCAGUCUUGAUCUGACAGUACUUGGUAUCAGCUCUGUCAAGUACUGGUGCUUGACAGUCUUGAGCUCUGCCUCUUACGAAGCCUUUUGUGUGGGAUCCUCUGCCCUGGAUGCUUUGCUACUUCUGGUUAUGGCAGCGAGUGGUUUCGGUGUCAUUCUGACAGCCCUGGAGAGGCCAGAGUGUCUGUCACCUGCCAGCGUCACGAUGCUCUCCCCUUGUUUGUGACUGAAACAGGACUCAGUCUGUAAGUUUUAUAAGUAACUCAAAAAGUAUUACUUCCUAUUUUGUUUUAGAGACAGGGUCUCGCUUUAUUGCCCUGGGAGUGUAGUGUCUUGAUCUCAGCUCACUAUAGCCUCCAACUCCUGUUCUCAAGCAAUCCUCCUGCCUUGGCCUCCUGAGUAGCUAGGACUAUAGGCAUGUGCCACAUGCCCAGCUCAAUUUCUUAAAACUUGUUGUUCCAUCAGCUUAUUGUCUCUUGUGAUCCUUCUUUGGUGCUCUUUCAACUGGUGGCAGUUGGUUACCUUUGCUUCUCCUACUGGCUGUUUGAAAAAUACAUCUGAUAACUUCCCCCCAACUCCAAAUCUGAGUACCAGAUAAUAACCUUUCCCAAAAGCAUAAUGGCCAGAUAUGAUUAACAAACUUUAUUUCUCUUAAAAAUAGAAAACAAUGCUAGGAGCUUACAGAUACUUAAGGGGUUCAGUGAUCCUUGAUAUAGUUCUACCUAUAUCAAAACUAACCUUAUCAAAAUUGUGGCAUAUUUGACAUACUGACUUCUGGGUUUAGGAACAAGACGUUGCAACAUUCGGAAAAAAGAGAAAGACAACAGACAAGAGAGAGUACAAACUGUGGGAGUGGGGACUCCCAAGGAGCUGGCUAU